Molecule: messenger RNA, 1809 nt
Organism: Dovyalis caffra
Lineage: Eukaryota; Viridiplantae; Streptophyta; Magnoliopsida; Malpighiales; Salicaceae
Source: the annotation of a GenBank genome assembly
AUGGCCAUGAAGCUGCAAAAAUGGCGAAGUUUAUCUCCCUCUCUAUACCUGAUAAAUAGAAGCCACGUUUUUUUCAAUCAUCGUCUAUUACACGAAGGCCCAGACACCUUAGAAGAAUUAUUAGACAGACAUUUAGUUAAGAAAGAGAAAUCACUUGAUGAAGAAGAGGAAGAGAUUCUGAAUCAGCGGCGAUUAACCAGCACGCGACGUGAAGCACUGCAUUUAUACCGUGAUAUCUUGAGGGCCACCCGAUUCUUUAUGUGGCCCGAUUCGCGAGGAGUGUUGUGGAGAGAUGUAUUGAGGGAGAAUGCCAGGAAAGAGUUUGAAGCGGCCCGGUUUGAAAAAGAUCCGGAAAUUGUGACCCGGUUGCUCAUUGGUGGUAGAGAGGCUGUGGAAUCGGCUAUUGAGAAGCUUGUUGAGAAGCAGAGAGAGCAGAUUGAGAAGGAACGUCGCGGCGGUGGAGAGAAUCAUAUUACACUGAAUCAUUGCAGCCGACUAAUGCUAGUUUUAUGGUUUCUGUCAAGUUUGUUGGGAUAUUGGCUGAGGUUUUGCUUUUCUGUGUUUAUGCUUACCGGGGAUAGUUGGAUGGCUGUUCUACGUGCACUCGACGGUGAAAGGAAGUCAGGCAAUUCACUGGAGAAAAGGGGGAAAGCUGAUCGUGCCCCAAAACCUUAUAGCUUAUAUUCCACGAAGAAUCUAUCCUUGCAAGACGGCAAUUUUGGAGAAAAGCAUGAUACCCAAUUUGAAAAUACCAAGUUUGAGUGGCGGAUACCGAUCGGCAAAUUCCCGCUACCGAUGAGAAGGGUGGGUUUUAAUACUCCGUUACAGCGAUCCCAGAAAUUCCUAUCCGUUUUAGAAUGUCCUCUCUUUGCUCUUGCCCCUUGGUACGAGGAAGCUUCUAUUCCAGAAACCCAGCUGCUUUCUUUUGUUUUCGCUGACUUCUUUGUUCUUUUGAUACUAUUGGGUCUGGGGAUUUUUUCUCUUCCUCUGAGCGAUGAAGAUUCUUCUCCUAAUGAUCUCACUUCUUAUAGGCGUAUGGUUUCUGAAAGAGAUGGUGAUGGGUUGGGGAAGAGAGAAGAACAGUGGACUGAAAUUCUUUCUUGGGAGCCUAGAGCUUUUCUUUAUCACAAUUUCUUGUCAAAAGAAGAAUGUGAAUAUCUAAUAAACCUUGCCAAACCUCAUAUGGUGAAAUCAACUGUGGUAGAUAGCAAGACGGGUCGGAGUAAAGAUAGCAGGGUGCGUACUAGUUCGGGAAUGUUCUUGAGGAGAGGACGGGAUAAAGUCAUUAGGGACAUAGAAAAAAGGAUAGCUGACUUCUCUUUCAUUCCUGCAGAGCAUGGAGAAGGACUUCAAGUUCUCCAUUAUGAAGUUGGGCAGAAGUAUGAGGCUCACUUUGACUAUUUCCUUGACGAGUUCAAUACAAAAAAUGGUGGCCAGCGGACAGCUACUCUUCUUAUGUAUCUGUCGGAUGUUGAAGAAGGGGGUGAGACUGUAUUUCCUGCUGCCAACGUAAACAUAAGCGCUGUGCCAUGGUGGAAUGAGUUGUCAGAAUGCGCCAAACAGGGUCUUUCGCUGAAACCAAAAAUGGGUAAUGCAUUGCUUUUUUGGAGCACAAGACCUGAUGCGACACUUGAUCCUUCAAGUUUGCAUGGUAGUUGCCCUGUGAUUAGAGGAAACAAGUGGUCUGCUACAAAGUGGAUGCAUCUUGGGGAAUACAAGAAAGGCAUCACAUACGCCUUUAGGCUCAUUAAAUUUGGCAUGGCCACCUGGACCUUUUUCGCCGCUGUCUAUGUUGGUGGUUUGUGGUAG